Myxocyprinus asiaticus (Chinese sucker) is the source of this 1206-nucleotide messenger RNA. It is a transcript of the gene cd74a, whose product is annotated as CD74 molecule, major histocompatibility complex, class II invariant chain a. Bases 111 to 806 code for a protein of 231 amino acids. The transcript is spliced from 7 exons. Gene Ontology annotation, molecular function: macrophage migration inhibitory factor binding; MHC class II protein binding. Lineage: Eukaryota; Metazoa; Chordata; Actinopteri; Cypriniformes; Catostomidae. The record is from RefSeq and is a predicted model, not a curated record. Gene Ontology annotation, cellular component: membrane. Gene Ontology annotation, biological process: immune response; antigen processing and presentation; intracellular protein transport.
GGCUUUCCACCAGAAACAUCCUGAAAAGCGGGUUUUGCUGGCGUUUAAAACCCUGCUGAGACUCAGAGUGAAUUUCAUUGAGUGUUGGAGCUCAUAAACACACACCUGUGAUGGCAGAGCAUCAAAACGAGGCGCUGAUUCAGCGCGUGCCGAGCGAGGAGACCAUCAUGAGCCCGGGACCUUCAGGGAACUCUAAUGGUAAAGCACUGAAGGUGGUCGGACUGACGGUUCUGGCAUGUCUUCUGCUGGCGGGUCAGGCACUGACUGCUUACUUCGUCUGGGGUCAGAGAGAACACAUCAGCGCUCUGAGUGUCGGACAAGAGAAACUGAAGUCUGAGCUCACCCGCAAGAUGUCAGCUGGAGCUCCAAAGGUGAUGCACAUGCCCAUGAAGAGUAUGUCACUUCUGAAGGACUACAGCGAUGAGACAUCCGACAAGAAACAGAGCGUUCCACUUGUGAAACUGCAGCCAGCUUUUCUGAACCCGAAAGAGGGCAGCGGACUAGUGGAAGAAGCUUCUAGACUGAUGCCAAAGAGAAUUCAUAAGCCCAUGAAUAGUAUGCCAUUGCUGAUGGACCAAGAGGAAGAGGUGAAGGGCACACCUGCUGCAGCCGUUGAGCUGGAGCGCAAAUGUCAGCUGGAGUCGGUGAAGGAGGUGAGACCUGGAUUCUUCCGUCCGCAGUGUGAUGAGCAGGGCAACUAUCUGCCCUUGCAGUGCUGGCACAGUACUGGAUACUGCUGGUGUGUGGACAAGGACGGCAAUGAGAUCAAGGGAACACGCAUCCGUGGAAGACCAAAGUGUGACUGAGACUGAGGUCAGCAUUUCUAGAAAUGAAGGCUAUCUCCACCAACAAUUAAAUGAGAUCUCCAACAAUUAAGUCAAGGAAACAGUUUCUCCUAUCCUGAUAAACUUCUAUUUACUCAUUUUGUCAUUAGUUUCAACUCUAUCCUGAUGAUAAUUCAGAUGGGAAUGUUUGAUUGUUUUUAGAAUAGAUACAAAUGCAAUUAUAAUAUUUCUAAGAGAUGUUAUCGCUAGUCUAACCCUUGUUCCAAUAGUCUUCUAUUGUGUAAUAUUAUUACUUUAUGUUUUAAUUUUUAACCCGGGCAUGUCUUCAGAGGUGGUAUUGAAUAUUAGAGUGAUUAUAAACCAGAGAGAGUGUAAAUAUGAGGUGUUUAAUAAACACAUGCUCUUUUCAAAUGUGACUAAA